This is a messenger RNA of Pan troglodytes (chimpanzee), 11170 nucleotides long. RefSeq names its product sortilin related receptor 1 (gene SORL1). Gene Ontology annotation, biological process: protein retention in Golgi apparatus; post-Golgi vesicle-mediated transport; protein targeting to lysosome. Gene Ontology annotation, molecular function: protein binding. Lineage: Eukaryota; Metazoa; Chordata; Mammalia; Primates; Hominidae. The record is from RefSeq and is a predicted model, not a curated record. Gene Ontology annotation, cellular component: Golgi apparatus; membrane. The transcript is spliced from 48 exons. The coding region runs from base 406 to 7050 and encodes 2214 amino acids.
AGGCAACUAACUCCAGAGAAAACGAGCGAGCCCCACGCAACUCUUCAUUCCUGCAGGGAGAACAAGGAGGUGUGCCCGCCAGGGAAGGGACGCACCCCCGCCGGCGCUCGCUGCCUUAACUUCCCCAUCCCCGCGCCAGGGAGGGGCCGGAGUCGCCGCCGAGGCCGCCGAGCGCAGAAAGUGCGCGAAGGGGACGCGCUGCGAGCCUCACACGUGACGGCGCCGCGCCGAACCGAGCGGGACCUGGCGGCAGCGGCGGCGGGCGCAGCGGGGCGGCCCGGAGCGGCGCGGGCGGCCUGGAGCCCCGGGAGCGGCGCGCGCGGUCCCGGCCCAGCGGCUCUCCUGGCCUCGCGCUGCACAUUCUCUCCUGGCGGCGGCGCCACCUGCAGUAGCGUUCGCCCGAACAUGGCGACACGGAGCAGCAGGAGGGAGUCGCGACUCCCGUUCCUAUUCACCCUGGUCGCACUGCUGCCGCCCGGAGCUCUCUGCGAAGUCUGGACGCAGAGGCUGCACGGCGGCAGCGCGCCCUUGCCCCAGGACCGGGGCUUCCUCGUGGUGCAGGGCGACCCGCGCGAGCUGCGGCUGUGGGAGCGCGGGGAUGCCAGGGGGGCGAGCCGCGCGGACGAGAAGCCGCUCCGGAGGAAACGGAGCGCUGCCCUGCAGCCCGAGCCCAUCAAGGUGUACGGACAGGUUAGUCUGAAUGAUUCCCACAAUCAGAUGGUGGUGCACUGGGCUGGAGAGAAAAGCAACGUGAUCGUGGCCUUGGCCCGAGAUAGCCUGGCAUUGGUGAGGCCCAAGAGCAGUGAUGUGUACGUGUCUUACGACUACGGAAAAUCAUUCAAGAAAAUUUCAGACAAGUUAAACUUUGGCGUGGGAAAUAGGAGUGAAGCUGUGAUCGCCCAGUUCUACCACAGCCCUGCGGACAACAAGCGGUACAUCUUUGCAGACGCUUAUGCCCAGUACCUCUGGAUCACGUUUGACUUCUGCAACACUCUUCAAGGCUUUUCCAUCCCAUUUCGGGCAGCUGAUCUCCUCCUACACAGUAAGGCCUCCAACCUUCUCUUGGGCUUCGACAGGUCCCACCCCAACAAGCAGCUGUGGAAGUCAGAUGACUUUGGCCAGACCUGGAUCAUGAUUCAGGAACAUGUCAAGUCCUUUUCUUGGGGAAUUGAUCCCUAUGACAAACCAAAUACCAUCUACAUUGAACGACAUGAACCCUCUGGCUACUCCACUGUUUUCCGAAGUACAGAUUUCUUCCAGUCCCGGGAAAACCAGGAAGUGAUCCUUGAGGAAGUGAGAGAUUUUCAGCUUCGGGACAAGUACAUGUUUGCUACAAAGGUGGUGCAUCUCUUGGGCAGUGAACAGCAGUCUUCUGUCCAGCUCUGGGUCUCCUUUGGCCGGAAGCCCAUGCGAGCAGCCCAGUUUGUCACAAGACAUCCUAUUAAUGAAUAUUACAUCGCAGAUGCCUCCGAGGACCAGGUGUUUGUCUGUGUCAGCCACAGUAACAACCGCACCAAUUUAUACAUCUCAGAGGCAGAGGGGCUGAAGUUCUCCCUGUCCUUGGAGAACGUGCUCUAUUACAGCCCAGGAGGGGCCGGCAGUGACACCUUGGUGAGGUAUUUUGCAAAUGAGCCAUUUGCUGACUUCCACCGAGUGGAAGGAUUGCAAGGAGUCUACAUUGCUACUCUGAUUAAUGGUUCUAUGAAUGAGGAGAACAUGAGAUCAGUCAUCACCUUUGACAAAGGGGGAACCUGGGAGUUUCUUCAGGCUCCAGCCUUCACGGGAUAUGGAGAGAAAAUCAAUUGUGAGCUUUCCCAGGGCUGUUCCCUUCAUCUGGCUCAGCGCCUCAGUCAGCUCCUCAACCUCCAGCUCCGGAGAAUGCCCAUCCUGUCCAAGGAGUCGGCUCCAGGCCUCAUCAUCGCCACUGGCUCAGUGGGAAAGAACUUGGCUAGCAAGACAAACGUGUACAUCUCUAGCAGUGCUGGAGCCAGGUGGCGAGAGGCACUUCCUGGACCUCACUACUACACGUGGGGAGACCACGGCGGAAUCAUCACGGCCAUUGCCCAGGGCAUGGAAACCAAUGAGCUAAAAUACAGUACCAAUGAAGGGGAGACCUGGAAAACAUUCAUCUUCUCUGAGAAGCCAGUGUUUGUGUAUGGCCUCCUCACAGAACCCGGGGAGAAGAGCACUGUCUUCACCAUCUUUGGCUCGAACAAAGAGAAUGUCCACAGCUGGCUGAUCCUCCAGGUCAAUGCCACGGAUGCCUUGGGAGUUCCCUGCACAGAGAAUGACUACAAGCUGUGGUCACCAUCUGAUGAGCGGGGGAAUGAGUGUUUGCUGGGACACAAGACUGUUUUCAAACGGAGGACCCCCCAUGCCACAUGCUUCAAUGGAGAGGACUUUGACAGGCCGGUGGUCGUGUCCAACUGCUCCUGCACCCGGGAGGACUAUGAGUGUGACUUCGGUUUCAAGAUGAGUGAAGAUUUGUCAUUAGAGGUUUGUGUUCCAGAUCCGGAAUUUUCUGGAAAGUCAUACUCCCCUCCUGUGCCUUGCCCUGUGGGUUCUACUUACAGGAGAACGAGAGGCUACCGGAAGAUUUCUGGGGACACUUGUAGUGGAGGAGAUGUUGAAGCGCGACUGGAAGGAGAGCUGGUCCCCUGUCCCCUGGCAGAAGAGAACGAGUUCAUUCUGUAUGCUGUGAGGAAAUCCAUCUACCGCUAUGACCUGGCCUCGGGAGCCACCGAGCAGUUGCCUCUCACCGGGCUACGGGCAGCAGUGGCCCUGGACUUUGACUAUGAGCACAACUGUUUGUAUUGGUCCGACCUGGCCUUGGACAUCAUCCAGCGCCUCUGUUUGAAUGGAAGCACAGGGCAAGAGGUGAUCAUCAAUUCUGGCCUGGAGACAGUAGAAGCUUUGGCUUUUGAACCCCUCAGCCAGCUGCUUUACUGGGUAGAUGCAGGCUUCAAAAAGAUUGAGGUAGCUAAUCCAGAUGGCGACUUCCGACUCACAAUCGUCAAUUCCUCUGUGCUUGAUCGUCCCAGGGCUCUGGUCCUCGUGCCCCAAGAGGGGGUGAUGUUCUGGACAGACUGGGGAGACCUGAAGCCUGGGAUUUAUCGGAGCAAUAUGGAUGGUUCUGCUGCCUAUCGCCUGGUGUCAGAGGAUGUGAAGUGGCCCAAUGGCAUCUCUGUGGACGACCAGUGGAUUUACUGGACAGAUGCCUACCUGGACUGCAUAGAGCGGAUCACGUUCAGUGGCCAGCAGCGCUCCGUCAUUCUGGACAACCUCCCACACCCCUAUGCCAUUGCUGUCUUUAAGAAUGAAAUCUACUGGGAUGACUGGUCACAGCUCAGCAUAUUCCGAGCUUCCAAAUACAGUGGGUCCCAGAUGGAGAUUCUGGCAAACCAGCUCACGGGGCUCAUGGACAUGAAGAUUUUCUACAAGGGGAAGAACACUGGAAGCAAUGCCUGUGUGCCCAGGCCAUGCAGCCUGCUGUGCCUGCCCAAGGCCAACAACAGUAGAAGCUGCAGGUGUCCAGAGGGCGUGUCCAGCAGUGUGCUUCCGUCAGGGGACCUGAUGUGUGACUGCCCUCAGGGCUAUCAGCUCAAGAACAAUACCUGUGUCAAAGAAGAGAACACCUGUCUUCGCAACCAGUAUCGCUGCAGCAACGGGAACUGUAUCAACAGCAUUUGGUGGUGUGACUUUGACAACGACUGUGGAGACAUGAGCGAUGAGAGAAAUUGCCCUACCACCAUCUGUGACCUGGACACCCAGUUUCGUUGCCAGGAGUCUGGGACUUGUAUCCCACUGUCCUAUAAAUGUGACCUUGAGGAUGACUGUGGAGACAACAGUGAUGAAAGUCAUUGUGAAAUGCACCAGUGCCGGAGUGACGAGUACAACUGCAGUUCCGGCAUGUGCAUCCGCUCCUCCUGGGUAUGUGACGGGGACAAUGACUGCAGGGACUGGUCUGACGAAGCCAACUGUACCGCCAUCUAUCACACCUGUGAGGCCUCCAACUUCCAGUGCCGAAACGGGCACUGCAUCCCCCAGCGGUGGGCGUGUGACGGGGAUACGGACUGCCAGGAUGGUUCUGAUGAGGAUCCAGUCAACUGUGAGAAGAAGUGCAAUGGAUUCCGCUGCCCAAAUGGCACUUGCAUCCCAUCCAGCAAACAUUGUGAUGGUCUGCGUGAUUGCUCUGAUGGCUCCGAUGAACAGCACUGCGAGCCCCUCUGUACGCACUUCAUGGACUUUGUGUGUAAGAACCGCCAGCAGUGCCUGUUCCACUCCAUGGUCUGUGACGGAAUCAUCCAGUGCCGCGACGGGUCCGAUGAGGAUGCGGCGUUUGCAGGAUGCUCCCAAGAUCCUGAGUUCCACAAGGUAUGUGAUGAGUUCGGUUUCCAGUGUCAGAAUGGAGUGUGCAUCAGUUUGAUUUGGAAGUGCGACGGGAUGGAUGAUUGCGGCGAUUAUUCUGAUGAAGCCAACUGCGAAAACCCCACAGAAGCCCCAAACUGCUCCCGCUACUUCCAGUUUCGGUGUGAGAAUGGCCACUGCAUCCCCAACAGAUGGAAAUGCGACAGGGAGAACGACUGUGGGGACUGGUCUGACGAGAAGGAUUGUGGAGAUUCACAUAUUCUUCCCUUCUCGACUCCUGGGCCCUCCACGUGUCUGCCCAAUUACUACCGCUGCAGCAGUGGGACCUGCGUGAUGGACACCUGGGUGUGCGACGGGUACCGAGAUUGUGCAGAUGGCUCUGACGAGGAAGCCUGCCCCUCACUUGCAAAUGUCACUGCUGCCUCCACUCCCACCCAACUUGGGCGAUGUGACCGCUUUGAGUUCGAAUGCCACCAACCGAAGAAGUGUAUUCCCAACUGGAAGCGCUGUGACGGCCACCAAGAUUGCCAGGAUGGCCGGGACGAGGCCAAUUGCCCCACACACAGCACCUUGACUUGCAUGAGCAGGGAGUUCCAGUGCGAGGAUGGGGAGGCCUGCAUUGUGCUCUCGGAGCGCUGCGACGGCUUCCUGGACUGCUCGGAUGAGAGCGAUGAAAAGGCCUGCAGUGAUGAGUUGACUGUGUACAAAGUACAGAAUCUUCAGUGGACAGCUGACUUCUCUGGGGAUGUGACUUUGACCUGGAUGAGGCCCAAAAAAAUGCCCUCUGCUUCUUGUGUAUAUAAUGUCUACUACAGGGUGGUUGGAGAGAGCAUAUGGAAGACUCUGGAGACCCACAGCAAUAAGACAAACACUGUAUUAAAAGUCUUGAAACCAGAUACCACGUAUCAGGUUAAAGUACAGGUUCAAUGCCUCAGCAAGGCACACAACACCAAUGACUUUGUGACCCUGAGGACCCCCGAGGGAUUGCCAGAUGCCCCUCGAAAUCUCCAGCUGUCACUCCCCAGGGAAGCAGAAGGUGUGAUUGUAGGCCACUGGGCUCCUCCCAUCCACACCCAUGGCCUCAUCCGUGAGUACAUUGUAGAAUACAGCAGGAGUGGUUCCAAGAUGUGGGCCUCCCAGAGGGCUGCUACUAACUUUACAGAAAUCAAGAACUUAUUGGUCAACACUCUAUACACCGUCAGAGUGGCUGCGGUGACUAGUCGUGGAAUAGGAAACUGGAGCGAUUCUAAAUCCAUUACCACCAUAAAAGGAAAAGUGAUCCCACCACCAGAUAUCCACAUUGACAGCUAUGGUGAAAAUUAUCUAAGCUUCACCCUGACCAUGGAGAGUGAUAUCAAGGUAAAUGGCUAUGUGGUGAACCUUUUCUGGGCAUUUGACACCCACAAGCAAGAGAGGAGAACUUUGAACUUCCGAGGAAGCAUAUUGUCACACAAAGUUGGCAAUCUGACAGCUCAUACAUCCUAUGAGAUUUCUGCCUGGGCCAAGACUGACUUGGGGGAUAGCCCUCUGGCAUUUGAGCAUGUUAUGACCAGAGGGGUUCGCCCACCUGCACCUAGCCUCAAGGCCAAAGCCAUCAACCAGACUGCAGUGGAAUGUACCUGGACCGGCCCCCGGAAUGUGGUUUAUGGUAUUUUCUAUGCCACGUCCUUUCUUGACCUCUAUCGCAACCCGAAGAGCUUGACUACUUCACUCCACAACAAGACGGUCAUUGUCAGUAAGGAUGAGCAAUAUUUGUUUCUGGUCCGUGUAGUGGUACCCUACCAGGGGCCGUCCUCUGACUACGUUGUAGUGAAGAUGAUCCCGGACAGCAGGCUUCCACCCCGUCACCUGCAUGUGGUUCAUACGGGCAAAACCUCCGUGGUCAUCAAGUGGGAAUCACCGUAUGACUCUCCUGACCAGGACUUGUUGUAUGCAAUUGCAGUCAAAGAUCUCAUAAGAAAGACUGACAGGAGCUACAAAGUAAAAUCCCGUAACAGCACUGUGGAAUACACCCUUAACAAGUUGGAGCCUGGCGGGAAAUACCACAUCAUUGUCCAACUGGGGAACAUGAGCAAAGAUUCCAGCAUAAAAAUUACCACAGUUUCAUUAUCAGCACCUGAUGCCUUAAAAAUCAUAACAGAAAAUGACCAUGUUCUUCUGUUUUGGAAAAGCCUGGCUUUAAAGGAAAAGCAUUUUAAUGAAAGCAGGGGCUAUGAGAUACACAUGUUUGAUAGUGCCAUGAAUAUCACAGCUUACCUUGGGAAUACUACUGACAAUUUCUUUAAAAUUUCCAACCUGAAGAUGGGUCAUAAUUACACGUUCACCGUCCAAGCAAGAUGCCUUUUUGGCAGCCAGAUCUGUGGGGAGCCUGCCAUCCUGCUGUACGAUGAGCUGGGGUCUGGUGCAGAUGCAUCUGCAACGCAGGCUGCCAGAUCUACGGAUGUUGCUGCUGUGGUGGUGCCCAUCUUAUUCCUGAUACUGCUGAGCCUGGGGGUGGGGUUUGCCAUCCUGUACACGAAGCACCGGAGGCUGCAGAGCAGCUUCACCGCCUUUGCCAACAGCCACUACAGCUCCAGGCUGGGGUCCGCAAUCUUCUCCUCUGGGGAUGACCUGGGGGAAGAUGAUGAAGAUGCCCCUAUGAUAACUGGAUUUUCAGAUGACGUCCCCAUGGUGAUAGCCUGAAAGAGCUUUCCUCACUAGAAACCAAAUGGUGUAAAUAUUUUAUUUGAUAAAGAUAGUUGAUGGUUUAUUUUAAAAGAUGCACUUUGAGUUGCAAUAUGUUAUUUUUAUAUGGGCCAAAAACAAAAAACAAAAAAAAAAAAAAAAAGGAAAGAAAGGAAUGAAUAAACUUUGUAGUAAUCAACUGUGAACUUCAAACCAGGUUGAUUUUAGUAACCCAAUUGCUUUGAUUUGACAUUAAUGUAGUCUUACAGGGCUGUGCUUGCUGGGCAUGCUUUUACGUCUGUGAGAUAAUUUCGGUUCAGUAAAUUGGCCAAUCUUUUUAUUUUUCUAAGACACAGAAAUGUAUUUAAUAAAAACCUCGAGAGAGUGAUGGGUGGAACCCCUUCUCCUUGAAAGUGUGUACAGAUAUUCCAUUUUGUUUGGAUAUAGUUUAUAGGCAAGUGUGUGGGUGUAUUAUGGGGGAAGGUUUCUUUAUGUUAUUUUGUUAAUUUAUUGGGACUCUGUGUAAGGCCAGGCUUUAGUGGUCAUUAGACACCACAUGUGUUAUGAGCCCCUUACCCAUAGGGUUGGGGGUGGGAAGAGAAGCAUAUUUUUUUGCCAUUCCGGAAGCAAUCCAUUUUUAUUCACUUGUGUGUCAUGUAAUGGUCUUUGGCAGGAGAGAGCACUGAGUCAUUGCUGGAGUUCAGUUCAACAGAGCUGCAGCUUGGGAAGCCCUGUAAGCCCACAGCUUCCUCUCUUAUAUUAAUUGAUGGAAUUUUACUGUAUGUGCCUCUGUACAAGAUGUAGCUUUGAGAGCUACAAAAUGAUAACACUGCUUUAUUACACACUGGUUUCAUUGUCAUUGCAAAAACUUACCCUGGUUGUGGGGGAGAGUUCUAGAUCUGUGCCAUGAUCCAUACACUGGCUAAUAGAGUACAUAAUUUUUCCAUUUUCCAUUUUUUGUUUUUACUUACUACUGAAGGAUCUCAAAUGUAAAAUUAUGUAUUUGGUUUGAGAUGGCCACUUAUUGUCCUUAAAAAUCCAUACUGAUAUAUGCAGUCAUUUUGAAUUGGACAGUGCCUUCUCUUUUUUUUUUUUUCCCUCUUCUUCCAUCUCCCUCACCCAUGCCCCCACCCAAUCUAAAGAGACAGUGCUGUACACUCUCAUAGAGAUAGAGAAGAUCUAAAAAGUUGAGACUACUCAAUCCAGUUAACAGCAGCAGGAGCACUAGAGUUUGUUCAUUUAUUCUCUCUGUAAAACAAGCUGUGCUUUUUUUCUUCUGCCUUUAAAAUGCCACCCGUGUAUUCAAACCAUGGCCACUUGAUAGUUAGUAGAAUCCAUCGUGGGCCGAUGCAAGCCCUUUAGGCUUAGUGUUGUAGGCACCAAUGUCGAGCAUCGUUGUGACUUGUACUGUAUGAUUCUCACUGAAGAAUUUCCUUUCAGCCAAGAAGCAGUGAGGUCUGGGAAUAUUCCAAAGUCAUGUCUCUGAAUAUGUGUCCUUGAUAUGCAAGCUUUGUAAAACCCCAUCCCCCCUUAGGUGCGAGGCAUCACCUUCUCACAAGUGUUUAGUUUCUUUUAACCACAAGUAUCAUUCUUGGGUGAUAAUAUAGUUUCAUUCUACUUAGGGAUUGUUUAGAAAACAAAGAAAGAGCCAAUUAAAUUUUUUAGUUUUUGAAAUUUUUAUUUAUAUGUAUACUUGGAUGAGUAUUUUAAGCUGUCGACCUUUAGUUUGCCAUACGGGUAGGACUGUAUUUCAUUUUAACAACUGGUGGUAAUGAUAAGCCUUCUUCUAGCGUAUUUUCUCUUCUUUCCUGUCACUCUCCUUUUUUAAGUUUUUUUUUUUAAAGACUGGAAUUUUUUUUGGCUUUAUCUUGUCUUACCGUAGAGAUUUGUUCAAAACUCUAAGCCCUACCACCUCCCCUUUAAUAAGCUCUUUAAAUAGUUGAAUCAUUAACAACCUGGUGGGAGGCAAGUCAUUUAAUUGAACCACUAGGAAGUGUAUUUUCUUUUCUUUUUCUGCCAACUUUUUGGUGGCAUUUGUAAAAGCUGAUAUAAAAGGCUCUGAGAUGUUAUUUUCAGUUAUUCCAUAGGCAAGCCUUUUUACAGAGCAUAUGUCUCCAGUUGGCAGCUUGAGAUAUUUCCGAGCAUCCGGUUCUAGCUACCAGUGCCUCCCAAUGCUUAGUGCACAGUACUGUAGACUGGCCAUCACCCCUCUCCUUGGAAAAUGCCACUGUGCUGUUUGAAAAAAAGCAGCCUUUUAGGGCUAGAGUAUUUUAUAUAAACAGAAGAGCUAAGUUCCUGAAGACUAAGCUAGAUAGCUGCAGCUAUAUGUAAAUUGUAUAUUUUUAUGAACUUUUGAAGCACACACUCCUGUUUCCCUCUGUGUAGCUUUGUGGGGAUUUCAUGUAUAUAUGCUGUCUGAAAGAAUCCAGAGGUUGGAGUGCCAAUAGAAAAUGAAAACAAAUGCCUUGUACUACAGGCAGCCUUUGAAGGUGACCAGAUAACUGUCUUCACUGUGACCAAUCGGAGUCCCUGCUUGCUUGUGAAGAAGGGGCUUUUGUACCUUGUUGGAGGUGCCACCUCAGAAGUUCACACUGUGCAGGAAAAAGGUUUUAUUCUCUCCUGGCAUACAUUAGAAUGUCAGAUGCUUGCAUCCAUGUGGACCACGAUGGGCCUCUAAAAAUUGGUGGGCAGGGGGUUUGCUUAUGAGUUUUCUCUGGAAACCGAUUUUACUCCUGGAUGUAUUGAAUGCCCCUUGAGCUUUAUGAGAUACGAGUCCACAUGGAUAAAAUGUUAGAGAGUGGAGUUCUACAGAGGAUUCCAGGAAGAGGCCAUGUCUGUGCAGUCCUAGUUCCAGACAGGUGAGAAGCUCCAGGAACUACUGGCUACCUUGACAAGCUGGGUAAAUAGUUAUCAUUCUGGGUAACUGGUUGAAACUCUGACUUUUGGACAAGUAAUUCCUGGGGUUCUGUCUUUGGUAGCAUCACCAGGGAUAUUUGGGUGGGACAGACAGAAGACACACAGCUGCCUGUUCUCUCCUGCCCAUCAUGUUUGGCCCACUAGAUGAAGCUGUACUCAGCAAUUUAGGGAAUGUAACCCUUCUCAGAACUGGCCAUUUUCAGGGGAAGCUUGGGAGAGCAAUAGUAUGGUGAGCCCCUUACAGAUGAGCGCCUACUCCUCCUUGGCGAAUGCUGCCUUCAGAUGCUUACCAAGUGGUCACUGCGUCUAGUAAGAUUAUAUUUCCAGUACACUUCCUUAGGGCAGAAACACCAUCCUGUCAGGUUUGGUCAGUCCCUUCUUCAUGAAGGGAGUCAUGGUGAAUUCCUGAAAAUUUUCUUCUUUCUGCAGACAGUUGGAUGAGUCCCUUAGAGAAGGCAUCCAGAGACAUAACCAAACUGAAUAUCAUCCCAUAUUGAUUUUAGGAAUUGACUCUAAAACUCUGUGCAGAAUCUUGUGUUGGGAUUGUAUCUUGACAUUCCUGUUAUGUUAUUUUUCUUAACUGGAGUGUGUGCUGCCUUUCAGGUACAAUUUUUGUGUAAUAAAAGCCAGUGCAUUAAGUUUAUAUAGACUACUUUCUAUGCAAGACUGAGAUAUGGAAUAGAUAGCAAGAGUAUGUACUGCUGGGUACAUGGACAGUAAGUGUGUUUUCAGAUGGAGUACCAGCACCGAAAAUGGGUUGAGGGAGGAUGGGUUGUAUGUAUGUUUCUGCCCACUAAUUUUGAGCAGCCAUAUUAUGAAUUAAAUCAUCACAGCCGAGUAAUAACCCAAGAAUGGUAUUAGUUUCAUGUGUAAUAGCUCAAAUGGAAUAAGUAUGAAUGCUGGAGUGGACCAUUAUCCUCAAAUAUUCUAUGUCACUUCUCAUUUAAAGACUCUUGUUAUGAACUAUUAGAAACUUUAGGCAAAAUCAAAAGUAUUUGCGGCAAAAUAAAGGCCUAUUCUACUCUUAUUUAAAGUGAAACACUGUAUACUUGUUUCUCUCCAAAGUGAAAUUAAGUAUUUAUAAUUUCAAUUGCCUCGAUAAGUUUCCAAGUCACUGAAAUCUGCUGAAGGUUUUACUGUAUUGUUGCACAACUUUAAGAUAAUUUUUGUCUCAAUGUCAACUUUUUUCACUGAAUAAAAAUUUAACUGGGUCAAGAAAACA